Messenger RNA from Medioppia subpectinata, 1480 nucleotides. NCBI's taxonomy places the organism in Eukaryota, Metazoa, Arthropoda, Arachnida, Sarcoptiformes, Oppiidae. The record is from the annotation of a GenBank genome assembly.
AAUAAAUCAAUUAUUAAUUAUUGUAAACAACAAAACAACUAAAACAUUGACCACAAUGUUAUACCUGAGCGCAGGCCUACUGUUAAGCCUAUGCCUGACUAUCGGCGCCGAAACGGUGGACGUGAAGACCAGCUCCGGGACAGUCAGGGGUCAGACAAUCGUCGAGAUGGAGAAAAGGCUGAACGUAUUUCUAGGCAUACCAUUCGCUGAGCCCCCAGUGGGUGCCCUCCGGUUCGCCCGACCCCAUCCCAUCACUAAACCGGCACCGGGCAUUAUAGACGCGACCAAAAAGAAAACUUCAUGUCUGGGCGGCGACCAACCGGUGGCUGAGGACUGUCUGUUUGUGAACAUAUGGGCCCCGCAUAACACUACCGGUGCUCUCAAACCAGUAAUGUUUUGGAUAUACGGCGGGGGCUUUCAGUCCGGAUCAAUAUUCUCGGACAUGUAUAACGGGAAGUCAUUGGCCGCGUCUGAUGUGGUGUAUGUGUCGGUCGACUACCGGUUGGGCUCUUUGGGCUUUCUCUAUGGCGGCGAUGACGUCGAGGCGCCCGGAAAUCUCGGUCUAUUAGACCAACUCGAAGGGCUUAAAUGGGUGCGGCAAAACAUCCAUCUGUUUGGCGGCGAUAGAGAGCGGAUCACUGUCUUCGGUGAGAGCGCCGGCAGUAUAUCGGUGUCGGCGCUGGUGUUGUGCCCACUCGCCAGAGGGCUAUUCAAACGGGCGAUCCUCGAGUCGGGCGCUCAGCUCUGGACCCGUAGUCACACCCACACAAAGUCGGCCGCUUUGGCCGAAGCCCGGCGUAUGGCAACACAUUUCAAGUGCACGGAUGACAACACUUGGUUAGACUGUCUGCGCAAUGUGUCCGCUAAAGAGGUUCACGAUUACCCCGGUAUUACUGUUGGCCCAUUGGUCGGCACCCACUAUAUGCCAAUACUGGCACAGGAGGCGUUUAAUACAGGCAAAUAUAAUACAGACGUGGAUUUGAUGGCCGGAGUGACGCGAAACGAGGGCUCAUUUCUGGCGCCCAGAAUCGCCGGUAAUUUCACUAAAGAUAUAUUGAAGGCAGCGAUUAAGUGGACGGUUGGCGACACCGAUGUGAAUAAAGUGCUCGACUUUUACCUUAACGGUACGGCGCCCGACAACUAUACGGCCAACCGGUGGGCCUAUUAUGACAUAUUUGGCGAUACGUUUAUGAAGUGCAAUACCUAUCUGUUUGCUAAACAAGUGGCCCAACACUCGCCCAGAGUUAAUGUGUACUUCUGGGAGCAGACCUAUCAGAGUGGCGGCCAUUUGCAGGGCUGUGACGAGAAGACAAUGGGCAUCUGCCACGGAUCCGAUCUCGAGUUUGUGUUCUUCAGGACCGGCGCUAACCCUAAGCUCGACAUACCUUUCAGUAAAGAGUGGAUCACUUUAUGGACUAAUUUCGCAAAAACUGGGGUUCCGACGAGUGAUAAAAAGUGGCCAAAACUGGUGAACAAAGCG